Mercurialis annua (annual mercury) is the source of this 1036-nucleotide messenger RNA. Its product is annotated as proteasome subunit beta type-6. Gene Ontology annotation, molecular function: threonine-type endopeptidase activity. The record is from RefSeq and is a predicted model, not a curated record. NCBI's taxonomy places the organism in Eukaryota, Viridiplantae, Streptophyta, Magnoliopsida, Malpighiales, Euphorbiaceae. Gene Ontology annotation, cellular component: proteasome core complex. The transcript is spliced from 8 exons. Bases 110 to 808 code for a protein of 232 amino acids.
GAGAAAGUCAGGUAGCGUCCAUUAAAUUAGAACCUCUCCGCUCCUCAACUGUUCUUCUCUGCUCAAAAAUUAAAUCUCAGAAUCACAAAAUUCAAUACGAAACCUAAAAAUGGAUCCAACAAAUGCACCUCACUCCAUGGGUACUACUAUCAUCGGCGUCACCUAUAACGGCGGCGUCGUCCUCGGCGCCGACUCUCGCACCAGCACCGGUAUGUAUGUCGCAAAUAGGGCAUCUGACAAAAUUACUCAGCUCACUGACAAUGUCUACGUUUGCCGUUCUGGAUCGGCUGCAGAUUCUCAGAUUGUAUCAGAUUAUGUGCGUUAUUUCCUUCACCAGCAUACAAUACAGCUAGGGCAACCGGCUACAGUCAAAGUUGCUGCAAAUCUAAUUAGGUUAAUUGCUUAUAACAAUAAGAAUAUGCUUCAAACUGGCCUUAUUGUUGGUGGAUGGGACAAGUAUGAAGGUGGAAAAAUUUAUGGAAUUCCUCUUGGCGGAACAGUAAUAGAACAGCCUUUUGCUAUUGGAGGAUCCGGCUCUAGUUACUUGUAUGGAUUCUUUGAUCAAGCAUGGAAAGAAGGAAUGACUAAAGAAGAAGCUGAGCAAUUAGUAGUGAAGGCAGUUUCUUUGGCGAUUGCAAGAGAUGGUGCUAGCGGUGGUGUUGUACGCACGGUCAUUAUAAAUUCUGAAGGAGUGAAAAGAAACGUCUAUUCUGGUGACGCUCUUCCACUGUGGCAUGAAGAGCUGGAGCCACAGAAUUCACUGUUGGAUAUACUAAACGCAUCCAGUCCGGAGCCAAUGAACAUAUGAUGGGAGCGGAAGAUGCAGCUGUUGGUUGUGGAAUAUGAUUUGAAUGAGAAUCAAUCUGUAGUUUUUGAAUAUUUAUUGAACUGAGUUGAAAUGUUGUCUGUUUUUGGGCAUAGAAUUCAUGUGUGGUAACUGAGAGGUUAGUUUAGCUAUACAUCACAUGCAUGACACAAAAACGACGCCUGAAUAUGCUUUGCUUUAGAUAUGGAGGUUCCACACCAUGUUUCUUCU